Globicephala melas (long-finned pilot whale) is the source of this 1939-nucleotide messenger RNA. RefSeq names its product ARF like GTPase 8A (gene ARL8A). Gene Ontology annotation, molecular function: GTP binding; GTPase activity. Gene Ontology annotation, cellular component: lysosomal membrane. NCBI's taxonomy places the organism in Eukaryota, Metazoa, Chordata, Mammalia, Artiodactyla, Delphinidae. The record is from RefSeq and is a predicted model, not a curated record. Gene Ontology annotation, biological process: anterograde axonal transport; protein transport.
CCCGCUCGGGGGCGAGCAGGGCCGGCGGCCGCGCGGGCGGAGGAAGAGGACGAGGAGGAGGACGACUGCGAGGAGGACGGCGACCGGGAGGAGAAGGACGCGCGGAGGCCACACCCAUCGGCGCGCCGAUCCGGCAGCGAGUCGUCGUCGGCCGCGCGCUCCAGCCGAGCCUCCGCCCGCACCGAGUCCGGAGCCGGGCCGCACCGGGGAGGGGCCGCUCCGGCCGCAGCGCGAGGGCACGAGGGGCGGCGGGGAGCCGGCACCGGGCGCGGCCGGCGCAGCGACCAUGAUCGCUUUGUUCAACAAGCUGCUGGACUGGUUCAAGGCCCUCUUCUGGAAGGAGGAGAUGGAGCUCACGCUGGUCGGGCUGCAGUACUCGGGCAAGACCACCUUCGUCAACGUGAUCGCGCCUUUUGGUCCGUGGCCGCCGCGGACAGCGCAUCUGGGUCCUGGCGACUUUUGCCCCUUUUCCAAUUCUGACUCUUCCUUCCAGUCGGGACAGUUCAACGAGGACAUGAUCCCCACCGUGGGCUUCAACAUGCGCAAGAUCACCAAAGGGAACGUGACCAUCAAGCUCUGGGACAUCGGGGGACAGCCCCGCUUCCGCAGCAUGUGGGAGCGCUACUGCCGAGGAGUGAGCGCCAUCGUGUACAUGGUGGAUGCCGCUGACCAAGAGAAGAUUGAGGCCUCCAAGAAUGAACUCCACAACCUACUGGACAAGCCCCAGCUGCAGGGCAUCCCGGUCCUAGUCCUGGGCAACAAGCGAGACCUCCCGGGAGCCUUGGAUGAGAAGGAGCUGAUCGAGAAAAUGAAUCUGUCUGCCAUCCAGGACCGAGAGAUCUGCUGCUACUCCAUCUCCUGCAAAGAAAAGGACAACAUCGACAUCACCCUACAGUGGCUUAUCCAGCACUCAAAGUCACGGAGAAGCUGAGACUGCGGCCCCGCCCCCUCGGACCAGGGACCGCCCUCCGGAUCUGAAGCCGAGCUCCCGCCCCCUCCCCCCGCCGCCCCCCAAGCCCACCCCUCCUUACUUGGUGUGGGGAGGGGCCCUCUGGGGGUCCCAGAGUCCUGUUCUGCUGAGGUUUGAACUCCCGAUUUUAUUGUAAAAUAAAUUGCUCCCCUCCGGUCCUCUAACCUCCCCCCUCCCCUCUCCCUUUGUCUCUCCACCGCCCUGCUUCCCUCCCCCUCUGAAGCCCCGCCCCACAGCCCCGCCUCCUCUCCUGUCCCGCUCCCUGCUUCCCUUUCCCACACUCUUCUGUUAUUGUCCUGUGUGUACAGUAUAUAUAUGUAUAUAUAUUUUAAUUUUUUAAUUUAAGCAAAGACUAAAAUCAACCAUUUGAUGCUGCAGGGGCCAGUCAGGAUCUGGGAGGGGGCGGUCUGGAGAGAAGGAGAAUAGCGGGGUUAGCUGGGGCCGGUUCAGAUCAGGAAAGGUGAGGCUGGCACGGGGGCAGGUACCAGCCCAGGCACGGGUGUCCGUCCCCACGUCCCGUUUGUCUCCACUUCCCAGUCUGGCCUGUCUCCGCAGUGUUUGAAUGUCACAGGCUGACGGGAGCUUCCGGAGACGCCCUUCUCUGCCCCCAGCCUCAGCAUGGCCACCAGGCACAAGCAGGCGCCGGAGACCGGGGGCCGAAGGGGCAGGAGGCCAGCGCCCUAGCAGCCCCUCCCGCCUGUUCCUGGCUCCCAGCUCCGGGCCGUCACCUCCACGGGCCACCUCAUUUUCUGUUCUCGUUUUGCAGAGUUGCACAAGGAGAGAACUCGGCAUGGGGGGUUGGUUCUUUGGGUUUUGUUUUCUGUUUGUUUAAUGAUUUGUAAAGUGAUGUCCCUCUUCCUUUUUUACACUUUUCAGCUCAUAUUUAACCUCUGUUUGGAAAAUGAUUCUUGUAACUACAUUUUUUUGCCUCCUAACAACAACAAGAAUAAAUGACAAUUUUGUGUUGGG